UCAGAUAUCUAAGUCAAUUCAUCCCCUAGUAAGGACUCCACCACUCCACAUAUGUCUGUGUGUAGUAGUAUCUGUUUUUGUUGAGUUAUAUAUGAUCGAUCACCUUAGAAAGAUUGAAAAUUGGAUCAAGAAGAAAAGAACGUUGAGAAGCAGUCUCUAAUUUGUAGCUUGUGUUCUUUUUUUUUUUUUGAAGAUUGAUUGAUUUCUUGAAACAUUUUCUGUUUCUGAUAUAGGUCUAGAAGAAAUAGACACCAAGAUUUUCUGAUAAAGAAAAUGUUGGCAAUCGUCAAGGUUGCCAAUUUAGUGACCAUUUCAAUCGGGAUCAUCCUAUUUUGUCCAUCUUUUCAAUCAUCUCCUCCUGCAGAAGCCAUAAGAUCAACCUCAUUUUCAAUCAUUUCCCAGAAAAAUUCAGUUCCCCACCUGCAGUUUUCCUACAGGAAGUCGGUGCCAUUCAACAACGGAGAAAACAACAAAUGCUUGUCUUCCACUUUCAGCAGCAAUUCUUUGAUGAUGAUCAAUCAUGGCCAUCAUCCCAUGCAAGUGGCAGUAUGCAAUCCUUCUCUUAUUCAUUUAGUAAUGACUCUUGAUACUCAAUUCCUCCGUGGCACAGUUGCUGCUGUUAAUUCCAUUCUGCAGAAUGCUUUCUGCCCACAAAACAUUUUUUUCCAUUUCAUACAUUCGGAUUCUGAUCAUCAUCUUCAAACCCUUAUUAGAGAUAUUUUUCCAUCCUUGAAUUUCAAGGCAUACUAUUUUAACCCUGAAACGGUACAGAACAAGAUAUCAUCCACUAUAAGAGAAACUCUUGAACAGCCACUGAAUUAUGCAAGAAAUUACUUGGCUCAUCUUCUUGAGCCUUGUGUGGAAAGAGUCAUAUAUCUUGACUCUGAUGUAGUUUUGGUUGAUGAUAUAUCAAAACUAUGGAGGACAAGUCUUGGAUCAGCAACUUUGGGAUCACCUGAAUAUUGCCAUGCAAACUUCACAAAGUAUUUCACUCCCAACUUCUGGUCACAGAAGAAAUUCUCCAGAGUCUUCUCUGGCCGGAAACCCUGUUACUUCAAUACAGGUGUAAUGGUGAUUGACUUGGUCAAGUGGAGAAAGUUUAAAUACACAAAGAUGAUUGAAAGAUGGAUGGAGAUUCAAAGAAAUCAGAGAAUCUAUGAUCUUGGAUCAUUGCCUCCAUUUCUUUUGGUAUUUGCAGGAGAAAUUGCACCAAUCGACCACAGAUGGAAUCAGCAUGGCCUUGGUGGUGAUAAUCUGAGUGGUAAUUGUAGGCAACUGCAUCCUGGUCCAGUUAGCCUGUUGCAUUGGAGUGGAAAAGGCAAGCCCUGGAUCAGGCUGGACUCUGGCAAGCCUUGCCCACUUGACAUAAUCUGGUCUCAGUAUGACUUGUAUGGCCAAUCAUUGUAACCAAUAACUGCAUAUUUUCUCUCUGUUUUGCUAAGAUUGGGUUGUUGAAAAGUUCCCAGCUAAUGCCUCAGAUACAUUGGCAAAAAGUUUAAAAAGUAUUUAAUUACUGCAGUUAAGGUCAAGAAGUACAACCAUGUUUGCAUGCACUGCCUGCACCAGUGAUACAGAGAUAAAGAGUUACCUAAGCAUUUGACCAUUGUGACAAUCUCUUUUGACUAGUUAACAGGAAA
Coffea eugenioides is the source of this 1637-nucleotide messenger RNA. Its product is annotated as probable galacturonosyltransferase-like 6. Gene Ontology annotation, molecular function: glycosyltransferase activity. The coding region runs from base 274 to 1407 and encodes 377 amino acids. NCBI's taxonomy places the organism in Eukaryota, Viridiplantae, Streptophyta, Magnoliopsida, Gentianales, Rubiaceae. The record is from RefSeq and is a predicted model, not a curated record. The transcript is spliced from 2 exons. Gene Ontology annotation, cellular component: Golgi apparatus.